AUGGCGACAUCCACUGGUGUUCGAAAACCACAUUCCUCAUGUAAAAAAUUUUGUAAUAAAUUUCGUAGUGAUACAUCACCUGAUCCAUCGCGUUUAUCAAUUCGUAUAAAUGAUACAAAUACAUAUGAAAAUACACCAUCACCAUCAUCAGUUGCAUCGACAAGUACAAUUGAACAAUCAUUAAAAGAUCGUCAUCGGAUAUUAUCAUCAACUUUAAAAAAUGAUCUUUCACAUAUGCCGAAUAAACGUCGAUCUCGUUUUGAAAGACUUUUUCAUCAUACACAAUUAGUUAAUAAACAAUAUAUGAUUACAAUGACAAAUAUAUUAUAUAGAAUGCAGAGGGAAAUUCAUAAAUUAAAACGACGUACACAUCGUGUUGAACAUUCUGUUGUUAAAAAUACGAAACCUGCUCAACCAGUUAUUCGUAUUCCUCGUUUGACAAAAGAUCAACUUUCAACAAUUUAUAUCUAUGAUGCUGAAGAGGAGGAGGAAGAGGAGGAAAAAGUUUUAGAAGAGAAUGAAACUAUUCCGGAUAUUAAUAAUAAUAAUGAUGACAAUAAUAUAGAGCAUAUAAAAUCUAAAUCAACAAAAGCUCUUAAACGUUUAAAAAAUAAACAUAAAACUACUUCAAAAGAUUCGUUACCAUUACCGAAAAAAUUUGGGCCAUCUACUUGGGUAAAUAAUAGACAAAAACCUAUUGAUCCAACUAAAUAUUGUUCAAUAUGCAAUCAUGAAUAUUCAAGACGAUCAAAUUUCUUAGUACAUAUUAGAAAUAUUCAUAAAGGAAAAUUACCACCAUUAGUAGAUGAACAAGAUCAAUCUUUAUUGGAAAUGAAUGAAGAAAAUCAUGAGAAAAGUGAUCAUGAAGAUAGUAAUGAUCCUCAAGAUAAUAUAAUACGUGAUCAAUCAGUUGUUGUAUUUGAUGAUGAUACCGAACCAUUACAAACUUUAAAUAAACAAUGGAAUAUAGAUCAGGAUGAACAAAUAACAAAAAAAUCUUCAAAACGUAAUAAAGCUAAAUGUAAUAUUUGCAAUAAACGUUAUCGUACAGAUUAUCUUUCAGUAAGUUUUUAA
Molecule: messenger RNA, 1074 nt
Organism: Adineta steineri
Lineage: Eukaryota; Metazoa; Rotifera; Eurotatoria; Adinetida; Adinetidae
Source: the annotation of a GenBank genome assembly